AUGUGGGAUUAUUUGUUAGUACUAUGGGACGAUUUUAUUGAGAAUAAGGACAAUGUAGGAGUGAAGCACGAUAAACGAUUUCAGGAACUUUUUUGGAAAAAUGUAAAGCACGUGUGGGAGAACUUUAGGACAUAUGUGCAGAGUGCGCCAGAUGGAAUAGCAGAUACUUUCUGUGACCCUGGAAUGAAAGAGCAAAGCGGUGGAGAAUGGAACGUAGAAGACAAAGGUAUAUGCGAGAUGGCGCUUAUAGCGUUACGUUUCAAACAUGGAAUGAGUGCAAUGGGGGUCCCUAUGAACCGGGAAUACAAGACAAACGACGAGGAGAAGAUAGACCUCUAUAUGAGAUGCAUCCUGACAAAUAUAUUUAUGAAAAAGAUAAUGGGCAUGAAUUGUUUAAAGCGACCUGGUGGGAAGUUUGCUUUCAAUCUUGUGCAUGGCGAGAUAACGAACGUCCAAGUGCAAUCUGUGGGUAAUGUCGAGUGCGAGUGGAGAGAUGCGGGAGAAGGAGGUAUAAGAGGUAUACGGGCGCAGGAUAGAACUUUAUGGGAUAUAAUGGAAAGGUGGUUUGAUAGGAAUAAAAUGCUGUUAAGGGAUGGGGAUGUGGGGGUAAUAGGGGAUGCUUGUAUAGUAGACAACACAGCAGGGAAGAAAAGGAAGAAGCAAGAGGAGAUGGCGCUGCCAGACUUAAAGAAAAAAGUGCACGAAAACAUGCAGAGUGUAGGGGAGGAUAUGGAAGAGAAAGUAGCAGAAAUAUUGCCCAAGGUAAAACAGUGCGCUGGGAGUGAAUGCAUAAAGAAAUUCUUACAGCAGAAGAAGGCGGCAGAAGAGGCAAAGGGCAAAAAUAAGGGGACCCACGCCCCUUCGAAUGUGGAAACAGGAAAAGAAACCGGACAGACCAGGAAGGAGACCACUGCCGACACCAUCAAAGCCGAAGUCACCGCCGUCAUCUCCCGCAACGGCGACACCGGUGGGAACGCAGGGGACGGGGGCGGCAGGGGGGACGACGUCAACGACGACGAGGGCGAAGCCUAUCGACGUAGGCAAAACGACGACUGGAACAAGUGGAAGGAAGUGUUGGAAGAUUUUAAGACAUAUAUGGAGACUAAUAAAGAGCAUAUGGAUUCGUACGGUGCAAACUGUUAUAAUGUAGGUUGGGAUGAUAUAACAGUAAAGAAAGAGUAUUACAUGGGCCAAAAAGUAGCGGACGUAGUCAGGUGCAGAGUUAUGACGCUUGCAUUGGGAUGGGCAAAUGGGUGGGGCCCGGAUAAUACCAUUGGUAGCAGCGGAAACACGGACGCGCAGGAGAGGCAGAAUAUGCGCAAGUGUGAAGUCGCAAAUAUAUUUGGACACCUACUGCGACAUAAGUAUUGUCCGACACAGCAACACUGGAGAAGAGGUGUAGAGUAUUCUCGCAUAGAAUUCAGGAACAUGAAGAGCGCGGCAGAAGGUGGAAUUGGACACGUCGGAGGUCCUGUUAUCGACGGCAGGUGCACAGCAUGUGGGUACAAGGGCCAUGAGAGGCUAUCGAGAGCAAUAAAUUGGCAGGUAGUAGACUGGUUAUUGCACAACGCGCAUAUAUUGGACGGAAUUGAUAAAAUAGACGGCGGGGAGUACUGUAAUAUGAAGUGGGCGGAUUAUACACCAGGAAAGAGGCAGGAGAACGACAAGAAUGCGGUGGACGACACGAAGAUCCAUAAAAUAAAGCAAGAGCAGGAGACAAUAAGGACCGUAGCAACAAACAAAAUGGACGAAGUGCAGGAAGCAUUAGAAAAGAAGAUUCAGCAAAAGCAGGCUCAGGACAGGACAGGUAAGGAUAAAACCAGUACGAACACUAAGGAUACACAUAGUCCCAAGACGCCCGAGAAGGAAAAGGGCAAGAAGGCAGAAGGGCAGUCUAACGGGAAGAACACAGAGGGGCCGACCGACAACAGGGAUAAGAAGCAGCACGACAAGGCAGAUCAGACACAGACACCGGGAGCAUCGUCACCAUCAGCAGCAGUAGGAAGGGCAGAUCCAUCGGGAGCAGAGAAUGGGGGGUCGCAACCACAGGCACCGGCAUCUCCAGUAUUACCAGCACCACCGUCACCACCUCCUCCGCCUCAACCACCAGCACGUCCAGCAGCAACAGAAAAUGCAGUAGGGACAGAGGGAGCAAAGGGGGAAACAGGACCAACAGAACCCAAGGCAGGAUCCGACGCAAGACCGGCAGUACCAAACGGAGACACCGGCGAAAAAAGUGCAAAAGGUGAGAAUUCCACAGUUCAUACACACGCCGCAGGCACCAGUAACGUACCUCAGGGGCAUGGUGAGGGGUGCCCUGCAGAGGCCACUACUCCAGAGCAUCUCGCAGCCCUGGAAGCCUGCCUCGACAGAGAGCGAACUAAAAAAUCCGGUGACACGGAGAACCUGGACCAGGAUGUACCCACACGGGGUACUUGGGUUAUACAUGGGGGUGUACCUACCAGUGAAGUAUCUACGCGAAUAUCCCCAACUAUUGACCCCACCUCUAUAGUUCCAUCCGGUUCCUCUGGUACCGGUAAGUUCGUAUACCCAGGCAACAGUGUUGUGCACAUCGGUCGGUCCACACAUACACCACCACGAGCACACGGUGCCAGGUUUUUAACACAAAAAAAAGGAAAACAAAAAAAAAAAAACAUUUUAGGAGACAGAGGGAGAGACACCACGGAGAGAGGGACACAGAAACCUAACGACGAAUGA
This is a messenger RNA of Plasmodium fragile, 2718 nucleotides long. RefSeq lists its product as uncharacterized. The coding region runs from base 1 to 2718 and encodes 905 amino acids. The record is from RefSeq and is a predicted model, not a curated record. The transcript is spliced from 6 exons. Lineage: Eukaryota; Apicomplexa; Aconoidasida; Haemosporida; Plasmodiidae.